Messenger RNA from Culex pipiens pallens (northern house mosquito), 2752 nucleotides. Its product is annotated as neuronal acetylcholine receptor subunit alpha-7-like. Gene Ontology annotation, molecular function: acetylcholine-gated monoatomic cation-selective channel activity; transmembrane signaling receptor activity. The record is from RefSeq and is a predicted model, not a curated record. The coding region runs from base 16 to 1824 and encodes 602 amino acids. Gene Ontology annotation, biological process: monoatomic ion transmembrane transport; regulation of membrane potential; nervous system process. Gene Ontology annotation, cellular component: synapse; postsynaptic membrane; neuron projection. Lineage: Eukaryota; Metazoa; Arthropoda; Insecta; Diptera; Culicidae. The transcript has 12 exons.
ACAACCGUACUCGAAAUGGAGCUGGUCACGACGACCGCGACGCUGGUGCUGAUGUUGACGCUGGUGGCGCUUAUGCUGCUGCUGCCGGCGCACGGCGUGAUGGCCCGGCGGCCGGAUGGUUCCGGGGGUGGAAACGGCGGCGCCGGGCCGAUGGCCGACCUGCUGCUGAUGAGCAGCGCCCGGAUGGUGCUGGCGCUGGCCGGGACGCUCGGCCGGCUCGGCUGGAUGUGGCUGCUGGUGGCGGUGCCAGUGGUCAACGCGGGUUAUCACGAGAAGCGACUGCUGCACAACCUGCUCGACAACUACAACGUGCUGGAGCGGCCCGUCGUCAACGAGUCCGACCCGCUGCAGCUGAGCUUCGGGCUGACGCUGAUGCAGAUCAUCGAUGUGGACGAGAAGAAUCAACUUCUGAUCACCAACAUUUGGCUGAAAUUGGAGUGGAACGACAUGAACGUCCGGUGGAACUCGACGGAGUACGGGGGCGUCCGGGACCUGCGGAUACCACCGCACCGCCUCUGGAAGCCCGACGUCCUCAUGUACAACAGCGCGGACGAGGGCUUCGACGGGACGUACCCCACCAACGUGGUCGUCCGGAACAACGGGUCGUGUCUGUACGUUCCACCUGGCAUCUUCAAGUCCACCUGCAAGAUCGACAUCACGUGGUUCCCGUUCGACGACCAGCGCUGCGAGAUGAAGUUCGGCUCGUGGACGUACGACGGCUUUCAGCUGGAUCUGCAACUUCAGGACGAGGGUGGCGGUGAUAUCAGCAGUUUCAUAACGAACGGCGAAUGGGAGCUGUUGGGCGUGCCCGGCAAGCGGAACGAGAUCUACUACAACUGCUGCCCCGAGCCGUACAUCGACAUCACGUUCGCGAUCCUGAUCCGCCGGAAGACGCUGUACUACUUCUUCAACCUGAUCGUGCCGUGCGUGCUGAUCGCGUCGAUGGCCCUGCUCGGCUUCACACUGCCACCGGACUCCGGCGAGAAGCUGUCACUCGGAGUCACCAUUCUGCUGUCACUCACUGUCUUCCUCAACAUGGUGGCGGAAACAAUGCCGGCCACCUCGGAUGCUGUGCCUCUGUUAGGAACCUAUUUCAAUUGCAUCAUGUUCAUGGUGGCCUCCUCGGUAGUGUCCACCAUCCUGAUCCUGAACUACCACCACCGGAACGCGGACACGCACGAAAUGUCGGAUUGGAUUCGCGUGGUCUUCCUAACCUGGCUGCCGUUCCUGCUCCGGAUGUCGCUGCCCGGGGACUCGCCCCCGCAUCCGUGCCGCCAGAACGUGGACGAAAAGAACAAACAGCUGCAGGAGGUCGAAAUGCGAGAACGGUCCUCCAAGUCCCUGCUCGCGAACGUGCUGGACAUCGACGACGACUUCCGGUGCAACCACCGGUGCAGCACGCUGCCGCACAAUCCGACCUACUACCGGACAAUGUACCGUGGGGACGAUGGUCCGAUGGGCCCGGGCGGCCCUGGCGGUGGCGGUGGAACCGAUACCAUCGGACGCAGUGGUGGCGGCGGCGGUGGCGUCGGCCUGGGAACGAUCAGUGCUGCCAGCGGGGUCGUCGGGGGACGACUGCACGAGACGGUUUCCUCGCACACCUGCCUGAGCUCGUCCGCCGAGUACGAACUGGCGCUGAUCCUGAAGGAGCUGCGGUACAUCACGGACUCGCUCCGCAAGGAGGACGAGUCCGGCGAGGUGACCCGGGAGUGGAAGUUUGCCGCGAUGGUGGUCGACCGGCUGUGCCUUAUCAUCUUCACCCUGUUCACGCUGAUCGCGACGCUGGCUGUAUUAUUCUCGGCGCCCAAUUUUAUAUUCUCAUAACAACCAUCGGCAUCAGCAGCAUCGUCCUCCUCGUCCUCCACUUCCGCCGCAACAACACCGACAACAACAACCCUCCUUUCCGCAACUACUGCUCCGACAACAACAACAACAACAACUGCGACUGCAACACAGGGUGACGUCGGCGUCGUCUCGUGGAUCCUGCUCGGCGGAACGCUCGCCACCGUUACGGUCGUGCUGGUUGCGGCCCUGGCCACCCUCGCCCUUCUCCUAGCACUGGCCCUGGUCCUGCUCGGCAACGGGACGCUCACGCAACUACUCGCGGUGACUGAUUACAAGUUAAGAAAAUAUGUUCACAUUUUCGUAAAGAAUUUUAAAUUGAUUAACGACGCGUAAGGACGGCGCCGCCAUCUUGAAAACAAAGGAGGCGCGCGCGCGCGCAAAAUGUAAACAAACACGCAGCAAUGGAGGGCUAACUAGAGUGACAGCUAAAGAUACAAAAGACAGACGGUUUUAACACACAGUUACACGUUACACUCGACGACAUCGGAAGAAAUACAAAAAAAAAAACAUUUUCUCGUCUACUUUUUUAGACUUUUCCUUUUUAUAUAAGUAAGGGAAGCGUGAAAGUAAACAAAAAAAAACUAGCGGCGAACGGCGACCGAAACGUAGUGAAAACAGUUGAAUUUUUACCUUUUUAGAUGAGUUGACUCACGAGACAGUGUAUACUAUAAACAAAAGUCGUAGCAAAUUACUGAAUUCAAUCCGGUUUCUAUUUACAGUGAAACGAACAGAAAAUCAAACAAAAACUAAACACACGCUCACUCGCGUGAUUGAUUGAUUGUACAUAACUGAUAGAUUUUAUUAGACAAAUUAAACACCACUCACUCACAUUUAACAAUCGUCUAAUCCCCACUUCUAGCAAAAAAAAAAAACAAAAACAAACCAUGUUCUGUAAAUAAUUUUAAAC